Messenger RNA from Sitodiplosis mosellana (orange wheat blossom midge), 8328 nucleotides. RefSeq lists its product as uncharacterized. Bases 194 to 8248 code for a protein of 2684 amino acids. The record is from RefSeq and is a predicted model, not a curated record. The transcript has 19 exons. NCBI's taxonomy places the organism in Eukaryota, Metazoa, Arthropoda, Insecta, Diptera, Cecidomyiidae.
GUCUUUUGUCGAUUUUGUACCGUCACUUUUGGAUUGGUCGUGAGCGUAUUAGUGAUUUGGUUUCAUUAUAAAUUUUGUUACCAAAAUUUUGAAAACUAGGACAUUUUCGAAUACGAAAUUUGCUCUGGAGAGUUCAAGUUGAAGCCGAAAAAUUAAAUCAUUGAAUAUUCUAAUGUGAAAGAAAGAAAGAAAAAUGGGCACACCACUGAAAAACUGGGAAUUAUUUUUGUUGCUAUCAAUUUUAUCAUUCUGUGUAUCAAUUGGCUCAGUGCAAGGAUUACAAUGUUAUGUGUGCUACUCAGAUAAAUUGGAAGAUUGUUCAACGCUUCAUUCGAUUGAAGAGUUGCCACUUGAAUUAUGCCCGGCUGAUGUUGCGUCAUGCUUUACCCGAAUCGAACACGGUAUCACAAUCCGUGGAUGUUUAUCGCAUCGCGAGCAAACGCUAUGUGAACCAGGAUCUUGUUCAUUUUGCCGAUCAAAUAAAUGUAAUGCACAGAUUUUUCCCGAGGAUCGCCUUAGUUGCUUGCACUGCGAAGGUAGCAUUUGUGUCAAUCAAACGAAUACCAUCGAUGUGAGGUAUCCGUGUUCCAAUUAUGUUGCAGAUGAUGAAUGCUACAGUGUUUUUUCAUAUGAUGGAAAUUUAGCCUACCGUGGCUGCAUGUCCGAUAUCAGCAGUGCAGGCAGAGAUUUUUGCCUAAAAAACUAUGCACAGUGCGAUCGAUGCAAUAAGCGAGCGUGCAAUUCGGAGCAAGUACGGUUUGAGGAGAAAAUCUCAUGCGUCAAGUGCAAUCCAGAUGAAAAUUCCAAUUGCAACUUAAUUGAAGAAAAUAUCACGGCAAUCGAGUGCGCUCCAACGACAUUGGGUUAUAAGAAUCUGUGUUAUACUUUACAAAGUGGCCGUGUUGCGCAUCGCGGCUGUUUGUAUGAGGCUCCCGAAGAGAUUUUCGUCGAAUGUGACAAUACUUACAGCGAAGUCUGUUUGACAUGCAAUCAAAGCGACUGCAACCGAACACCGGUUGUUAACGAAGAUCUCGCAUUGAAUCCGUUCCAUUAUGAAAUAUCUUACAACGAAGGCCAAUUUAAAUUGGUUCAAUGUGAUAAUUCAAGCUGCACCAAAUUGAAUCCAUGGGAGAGAUUUUGCUACAAAUGCGAUUCAAACAUUAAUCCAAACUGCACAAAUGAACUAGACGAUACGAUGCUUGGAUUGUGUGAUGUUAACCGAGAAGAUUUGGGCUGCUAUCACAUGAUUACAGAUGGAUCCGGAGUCAUUCGUGGCUGUGUUUCAGAUUUAGAAGGGGAAAUCAAACAAAAAUGUUUGGACAAUGAUGAUUCUUGUAAAACUUGCACCGAUCCCAAUUGUAAUUCAAGAGCAAAUUUUUCGCAGUGCCUUGUUACAGACGAAGAUCAAAGCAGUGCGUGGAAUAAUUUUCAAUCGCUAUCGUCGCCAAAAAUGUGCGAAAAAUAUGACGAAAAGUGCUUCAUUCAAGUGAUCAAAGAAGAUACAGUCAUUCGUGGAUGUGUCGAUACGUAUGCAGCUCAGAAUGAUUUGCCGUCAAAUUUCUUGAAUGCAGUCGAAAACAAGAGAACUUAUGAAAUUUGCUCGGGACCUUUGUGCAAUAAUAAAGAAGUGGAGCCAAUGUACUGCAUGACAUGUAAUUCGACUGAUGAAAAUUGUAUCGAAGAUCCGCGUCGUAUGUAUUUGAUAAAAAGAUGCAGACCACUGGAAGUGGAUCACUCCGGUUGUUAUCACUUUGAUAAUGGAAGCUACGUGGAGAGAGGGUGCAUUGCGAAUCUUGAUGAAAAACAACGUGCUGAAUGCGAAUCGAAUAGUGAUGAAUGUAAAAAAUGCCUUAGAAACGAGUGUAACAGCAAAAAACAAUUUUUAAAAUGCAUCUGGAGCAUCAAUGAAGACGUGUCUCGUCCGUCGAAACAGUGUCGAAAUUACAACGAUGAAUGUUUCAUUCUUGUGAAAAAUGCAACGGUUAAACGGGGAUGUUUAAGCGAUUGGAUCGACUCACCCGUUCCUGGCAUUGAUAUUCUAUCUGAUCGUCGUAAUUCAGAUAUUUACGAACGAUGCUCGCUUGUCAAUUGUAACAAACGAGAAAUCGAGCCUGAGUAUUGCCUGGUUUGUUCAUCAGACGAUAAAAUACAUUGCAAGUAUGGCCCAACUGCUGAAAUGAAACAAAAAUGUCCAAUGCGGGUGAAGAAACUUGGAUGUUAUCUGCAGGAAGGUGAUAUUGUCAAACGGGGAUGUGUAUCAGAAUUUAGCCGUGAAGAACGACAUGCAUGUGUGAAUGACACUUGCAAAAUAUGCAAAGGAGACACUUGCAAUGCAAAACGAUCGUUUGAAGUAUGCAAAACUUGUUCAUCACGAAAUGAUGAAUAUUGUAUAUCAAAACCAUGGAUGGCUAGUGAAAGAAUAUGCCCAAAUUAUAUGGAUCAAUGUUAUGUUCAUGUUAAAAAAGGAAUUGUUCAACGGAACUGUAUCGGCGAAUUUUUCGUCACUACCCUCGGAGAAUGCAUCAAUUCGGUCGAAGAUUGCACUAAAUCCGAAUACUGUUUACCAUGCACUGGUUAUAAGUGCAAUGGGAAUGCUAUUACUCCAGAAGUUUGCAUUGUUUGUGAUUCACACCAAAAUGCAACAUGCAAAUCCAUUUCAAUGUACCAAGAACAAUUCUUUACUCAGGAAUGCCCACUGUCGGUUGAACCACAAGGAUGUUAUCAUUUUGUUAGCAAAGAGGAUGGUCGCCAUAUAAGAGGCUGUGUCAGUCAAUUAUCUGCCGAAGAGAGAAAGCGGUACAAUGAAAAGAACGAUGAGUUUAAAAUUUGCAAAGGACCCAAAUGUAAUUCACAGCAUGGUCUGGAAAGAUGUUUGAUUUGUAAUUCAACGGUGAAUCCAGAUUGUGCCACCAGCCCGAAUUCAUCGUACAGCAAAGUGUGUGAUAACUACAAAAAUAUGUGUUUUACUCAAAUUUUGCAACAAGAGGUUAUAAGAGGUUGUUUGAACGAUCUUAAAGAGGCGUCUCGAGUGAAAUGUCAAUACAACGAAGCCAGGUGCGGAAUUUGUUCAACGUCUGACGGUAUCGGAUGCAAUAAUGAACCGGUCGAAAUGGACACGUGUAUUGAAUGCGAUUCAACUGAUGAUGAAGGCUGUCGAUUGACGCCCAAAGAAAGUGAUCAGAAAAUAUGUGCCCAUAUCAAACUCACGAAGCAAAAGGGCUGCUACUUGGGCAUUGUUGGUCCACAUGUAAAGAGAGGUUGUAUUCAGGAUUUAACACCAUCCGCAGGACACGAAUGUACGAACGGAUCACCAGCGUGCAAGAGCUGUAAUUGGACGAACUGUAAUUUAAAGCCUACUUUCCACGAAUGCUACAGCUGUAACAGUAAAAAUGACCCACGCUGCACCAGACAGCAAUCGACCAAGACGGAAAUAUGCCAGUCAUAUCACAGCGCUUGUACAACCGGUAUAGAUGAAUUGGGCUAUACUCAUCGGGCAUGCGAUGAGGAUACUAAGGCUGUAUUCUUGAAACAGUCCAAAAAAUGUAUGGACAUUAAGUGCAACUAUGAAAUAUUUCCCGAAAAUCGACUCAAGUGUUACCAGUGCAAUGGUAAUGAAGACUGCAAUUUUAUGUCACCGAAUUCGACAGAUGUUGAUUUGCAACCGCAACCAUGUGGUAUUUCAUCAGUCUUUGAUCAGUGCUUUACUUAUAUCAAUAAAGAUAAUAAAAUGUUCAGAGGAUGUUUGAGUGAUUCGACGCCAAUUCGAUUGGAAUGUGAAGCGUAUGGAGAUAAUAAGCAGGGAAAUUGUGUCAAGUGCAAGGGUUCUGGCUGUAAUGACCAACCAAAGGUGAAACAGGCAGAAUUGUCUUGCACAAAAUGCAGUGAUGCCAAAGAGUGUGCAUUCGGUCAAAGUUUAUCCGCGGCGAUUGUUUGCUUGAAUGAUGUUACGUUUGGUGACCAAGAAAGCUGUUUCGUUCACACAAUUCCUGGCUCUUCUACAGUUGAACGUGGCUGCACACUUGAUGUGAACGCAACAAAUUGGUGCAAAGAAGAAAUUGGAUGCGAAAAAUGUUUACGUAAAGGUUGUAACACACAAAACGUUCGACACAGUUGGUGCUUGCGUUGCCAAAGUGAUGUCAAAGGCGACUGUGCAAAAAUUUCGAAUCCAAAUGAAUUUAUCGAGGAAUGUGAUCAUUUGCCGUAUACUUAUAGCAAAAGGGGAUGCUACACCAUUUUCAGAGGUGGAAAUGUGACUCGCGGCUGUAAUAUAGACCUAAGCGAAGAUGAAUAUGAAAAUUGUCGAAGAGAUGAUUCAUGCGAAUUGUGCUCUGAUGACUAUUGUAACAAAGAAGAAAUAAUCAACUCUGGCGUGAACACAUCAGCAAGCACUUUGAUGUGUCUCUACGCCAUUUUGGUUACAUAUCUUGUACAGGUUUACAAAAAAAUGGUUGGUAGAAUAUUUGGAGACUGGAAAAGCUAUUGUUUAUUGCUAACAAUUUCGAUUCUCUCUAGUUUAUUUGGAAGCUCACGUGGUAAACAAUGUUACGUGUGCACAUCGGAAGAGUCAAAUAUCUGUUCAACUUUAGUUCCGUCUGAGGAGUUGCCAAUCAUUUCAUGUCCCAUUGAUAUUUCAUCAUGUUUUACAAAAUCCGAACAUGGAAUCACUGUUCGAGGUUGUUUAUUGCGUCAAGAGCAGAGCCACGGUAGCAACAACUCUUUCGUCCCAUGUGAAACGAACGAAUGUAAUGUGCACACUUUUCCUGGAUAUCAACCUUCAUUUCAAGGAGAUCGAUUUAAAGCUAACAACACCAAUCUCGACCUCAAUCCGUUCCAUUUGGAUGUUGUUCACGAAGGAGGCAAUACAAAGCUACUCCCUUGUGACAAUGAAAAAUGCACCAAGAUUAAUUCAUGGGAAAGAAGCUGCUUUAAAUGUGAUACCAAAGAUGAUUCAAACUGUGCAAACGGAGUAAACGAUUCAAUGAGACAAAUGUGUCCGUUUGCUGAUGAAGACUUGGGUUGCUUCCACAUGAUCAAUGAUUCAAACGUCAUCCGUGGCUGCGUCGUAGAGCUUGACGAGUCUGAAAAGCAGAAGUGCCUGGCAAAUGACGACUCAUGCAAGUCAUGUUUUGAAACCGAUGGAUGUAAUCGACAACAGAGUUUCUCCGAAUGUUUUGUAACUGAUCAGCCGAUUAGUAACCUAUCGCCACCGAACGUCUUCGAAACCAAAUCAUGGCCAAAAAUCUGUGCAAAAUAUAACGACACGUGUUUUACUCAAGUGCUUGAAAACGAUACAGUGAUUCGAGGGUGUCUUGACGAAUACGCCGCUAAAAAUGAUCUACCGGCAAGAUCCUUAUCGAAGAUUGAAGGGAACAAUCGAAGAUAUCAAGUGUGCUCGACGCCUUUGUGUAAUGGAAAACAGCUGACCGCAUCGUUUUGUUAUGCCUGUAAUUCAAUAGAUAAGCCAAGAUGUGCCACUGAACCGAGCAUGUUCAAAAAGAAAUGUCCAUUAGAAAUAAAUCCAUCCGGUUGUUAUCAUUUUAUAAACGGGAGUUACAUAACACAGUCAAGUUACGUGGAAAGAGGUUGCGUUGCUGGGCUCAUUGGCAAUCAACGUAAGAACUGUGAAUCGAACAGUGAAACAUGUAAAACAUGUGCUGGAAAUGUAUGCAAUAAGAAAUCGAGAUUCCAAAAAUGCAGGUUUAGUGUAGACGCCUUUGGCGGUAGAAUAAAGACAUGCCAAAAAUACGAUGAUGUUUGCUAUCUGUACGUUUACAAUAACACAGUGCGACGCGGUUGUUUGAAUGAACUAAUUGAUGAGCCAGUUGUAGGACAUGACAUCAUAUCCGACUGUAAAAACAAUCCAGAUGUAUGCGAAAUCUGUUCGGGCUUCUUUUGCAACACUCGAGAUAUAUUAAGAAACCACUGUAUCUCUUGCACAUCAUUGACGAACAUAACUUGUAGCUACCAUCCAACGGUCGAUAUGAAGGUGUUUUGUCCAUACACUUUAAAUCGACUCGGAUGCUACGAUUGGAAGUCAAUCAAAUGGGGUAACAUUUUCGUUGAACGUGGCUGCGUUACCAAUCUUGCACCUGAGAUGAAACGUGAAUGCCAAUCUUCGAGUGAUACCUGCAAAAUUUGUCAAGGAAUUGCAUGCAAUGACAAAAUUUCGUUUCCACAUUGUCUUGAUUGCUCUUCCGAAGAUGAUGAUGAUGAUUGUCGAGAGGGUGAUGGGGACGAACGCACUGCUUUGAACUUAAAAACACGACAUUGUCCAAAUUAUAUGGAUCAGUGUUACACUCGCGUUGAAAAUAAUAUAGUUACGCGAAAUUGUACAGAUGAAGUUGUGAACACUCCCGUAAAUUGUCAAUUUGAUUCGGAGAGUUGCCACCUUUGUGACGGUUUGAGAUGCAACGGAAGAUCUAUCGAGCGUAAUUUAUGUGUAUCUUGCGAUUCGGACACGAUACCAAAUUGUCGAUCGAAGACUAUGAUCAAUGAUGAGACUCUUUUCAGAGAAUUUCCGUUCACACUCUAUGAUCGGGGAUGCUUUCAUUUUGUCAUGAAUGACACUGACCGGCACAUAAGAGGUCACGUCAGUCAAUUAACUGAUGAACAAUAUAGGCAGUUCGAAGCAACUGGAGAUGAAUUUAGAAUUUGCAAAGGAGCAAAAUGUAAUUCGAGGCCAUCUCUGCCGCGAUGUUUAGUUUGUAACUCAACAGAAGAUCCCAAAUGCGCUACAAAUCCCAGCUUAUUGCAAUCUCAGGUGUGUCCAAACUACCAAAAUCGAUGUUUCACUUAUAUUGGCAAGAAUAAUGUGAUUCGAGGAUGUUUACAUGAUAUGGAUCACAAUGAAGAUUUUCAAAAAAAAUGCGAAAGCCAACCCGACAAAUGCGCCAUUUGCCCGGCUAACGAUGGCGGUGUAUGCAAUAAUGUGAAGUUAAACAUGGAGACGUGCAUCGAGUGUCAGUCAUCAAUUGAUCCACGCUGUCGAACGCAUCCCGAUGUUAUGAAAGAAACCAUUUGUGAUAAUUUCCAAAAUAAACGAUCUGUACAAAUAGGAUGCUACUUGAAAAUUGACGGUGAUAAAUUUCACAGAGGAUGUAUCAAAGAUCUUGAACCAGCAAGUGCAACCCAGUGCUUAGACAAUUCGGUUACUUGCAAAAGUUGCACGGAAGCGAGAUGUAAUGCGAAAGCCAAAUUUCAAGAAUGCUAUGGUUGCAAUGGUGAAAAUGAACCACUAUGUGCAAAGAAUACUGAAUUGAUGAGCACCAAAAUUUGUAAGGACUAUCAUAGUUCGUGUGCGAUUGGAAUCGACAAAAAUGGAUUUACUCACAGACGAUGCUUCAACGUAUUAUCAAACUUAAACAAGGAAUUUCCAAACAACACAUUCACUUGUGAUGAAGACAAGUGCAAUGUUGAAAUAUUUCCGAAUUAUCGUUUGAAAUGUUAUCAGUGCAACGGCAACGAAGCAUGUAAUCUUGAUACUUCUAUGAAACCGGAACCAUGUCGCAUUUACACAGAAUAUGAUCAAUGUUUUACGUAUAUGGGUGAAGAUAAAGAAGUGUUCAGAGGAUGUUUGAGUGAUUCAUCAAAAGAACGAAUUUUGUGUGAACGAAAUGAUAAGGGUACGUGUGUUGAAUGCUCCGAUACAGGCUGUAACAAUCAACCAAAAGUAAGACAACCCAAAUUGGCUUGUGUGAAUUGCACUGGUUCAGAUGAAUGCGCAUUCGGCUAUAACGCAUCGAUGGCAGUUCCAUGCAAAAAGGAUGUCGAAUUGGGUGACGAGGAAAGUUGCUUCACUCGAUCGAUUAAUGGCACUGAACACGUCGAACGCGGUUGUACUCUUGAUAUUGAUUCAAAGUUGAAUGAGGAGUAUAAAACAUGCUCAGAGCCUGGUUGUAAUAUUGGAAACGUUCGAUUCAGUUGGUGUUUGCGGUGUCAGAGUGGUAUCGAUGGAAAUUGCUCUGUGAUUCAAAGUCCAUUCGAAUACAUUCAGCAUUGUGACCAUUCGGUUUAUACUUACGAUAGAAGAGGAUGCUUCACAAGCCAUCAAAAUGGAAUCAUUAGUCGUGGAUGCACUGCCGAUUUAACCGAGGAAGAAUAUGAAAAAUGUCAUGGUGAUGACUCGUGCACCUUUUGCACCGAUGAUUAUUGUAAUAAAGAGAAAAUUAAUGCCGGCAUACAAGUGUCAGCGAGCUUAUUGUUGUGCCCAUUAGCCUUCUUCAGUACUUAUAUCCAGCGCAUAAAUUAAAUGUCGAAGCUUUUAAUAUUUUGCUAAAAUGAAUGAAAUACCUAUGAAUAACUUACUUUCGAAAGCGAACAAAUGAUUAG